AUGGGAGAAGACGACGGUUUCCGGGAUGUCCCUUCGCAGUACCCAGGCGAGGAUACGCGCUUGACUUCACGCAAAGAGCUGUCGGGUUGGUAUACAUACGCGUUCGCGGCCGAAGUCUUCGUGAUUUGUGGCAUAGGAUCCUUCAUUCCAAUAACCCUCGAGCAACUCGCCCGCGAAAAUGGCUAUCUUGUCUCGGACCCUUCGAAGCCAUGUCCCUCGAGCUCAGAUCGUCUGCCGCCUGGCUUAAGUCCUAGUCCAGACUCUGCAAAGGAUGCACAAUGUGUGAUAUACUUUCUGGGGAUGCAGAUCAACACCGCCAGCUUUGCCAUGUACACUUUCUCACUCAGUGUACUUGUACAAUCCCUUCUUGUGGUCUCCAUAAGUUGUGCUGCGGAUCAUGGCAACUACCGGAAACGAUUGCUCUUGACAUUCGGAUGGGUAGGGUCAAUAGCGACCAUGCUAUUCCUCCCUGUCGUGCCCAAAGUAUACCUGUUAGCAUCUCUAUUUGCGGUCAUUUCAAAUACCUGCUUCGGUGCAAGCUUCGUUCUUUUGAACUCUUUUCUACCACUCUUAGUCCGGCAUCAUCCAAAGACACAAUACCAAACUCCAAUCCUUACACCAGAACUCCAGCCCUCUGAGUUCGAAGAGCAGGAACAUCCAAAUGCAGAAGAGGGAAAUCCUCCUGAUGAUACCACUCCUCUAUUGUCCUCAGCUCCGGACACGACUGUUCCACUACCACCAGCUGAGAACGUCACAUCUGUUGAGCUCCAGCUUUCGACUCAAAUUUCCUCAACUGGAAUUGGUAUUGGCUACAGCGCCGGGCUCUUCCUCCAGUGCAUAUCGAUUAUCACCGUAUGGCUGAUGGGUAGCACAACCUUCUCCCUGCGAUUCGUAAUAUUCUUAAUUGGGCUCUGGUGGUUCGUUUUCACGAUUCCUGCUGCUAUGUGGUUGAGACCGAGGCCAGGACCUCCAUUACCUUCAGACGACCCCGAUAAUGCAGAAGCUCAACGUAGCUGGUUCUCAUAUAUUGUCUAUGCGUGGAUGUCUCUAUAUAGGACAGUCAAAUUGGCACGACGCCUGAAAGAUAUCUGCCUUUUCCUCGCCGCUUGGUUCUUGCUAUCCGACGCAAUCGCUACCGUCUCCGGAGUUGCAGUUCUAUACGCCAAAACUACAUUACACAUGAAACCAGCAGCUCUCGGCCUGAUCAAUGUCAUUGCCACAACAGCGGGUGUACUUGGCGCAUUUUCUUGGUCCUUCAUAUCUCGCUAUUUCGGUCUCAAACCCCACCAAACGAUUCUCGCCUGCAUCUGUCUUUUUGAGAUAAUUCCAAUCUACGGUCUUCUAGGAUUCUUACCAUUUGUGAAGCAAUGGGGUUUCAUCGGUCUACAACAACCAUGGGAAAUGUAUCCUUUAGGCUUCGUCUAUGGCUUCGUCCUUGGUGGUCUAAGUAGUUACUGCCGAUCACUCUUUGGCGAACUCAUUCCACCCGGAUCCGAGGCUGCAUUCUACGCCUUGUACGCUAUCACAGACAAAGGGUCUUCGAUCUUCGGACCAGCGAUCGUAGGAGUCAUUGUUGAUCGCUACAACGACAUCCGACCCGCGUUCUGGUUCCUCGCGUGCUUAGUCGGGAUACCAGCCCCGUUGAUAUACUUCGUGAAUGUGGAUAGGGGACGGAAAGAAGGUGCCAAGCUGGCAGAAUUCAUCGAGGGGUUCAGGUCGAGGGAAGAGAGUACAGAAGCGAGCGGAGCGCAGAGCUUAUUGGAUAGUGAGGGCGACUAUGAGGAGAGAGUGCAUAGGGAUUAG
This is a messenger RNA of Mollisia scopiformis, 1803 nucleotides long. RefSeq names its product MFS general substrate transporter. NCBI's taxonomy places the organism in Eukaryota, Fungi, Ascomycota, Leotiomycetes, Helotiales, Mollisiaceae. Gene Ontology annotation, biological process: amino acid transmembrane export from vacuole. The record is from RefSeq and is a predicted model, not a curated record. The coding region runs from base 1 to 1803 and encodes 600 amino acids. The transcript has 2 exons.